This is a messenger RNA of Macaca mulatta (Rhesus monkey), 836 nucleotides long. It is a transcript of the gene TMEM132E-DT, whose product is annotated as TMEM132E divergent transcript. The record is from RefSeq and is a predicted model, not a curated record. Lineage: Eukaryota; Metazoa; Chordata; Mammalia; Primates; Cercopithecidae.
GCCGACCUCGCGAUUCCGCUCGCCCCUAUCUUAUGUUUGAUUUUUCCUUCCCAACGCCUGCUAGCGCUGGGACCCGAAUGGGGCUGGCCAGCUCCGAGCUGCGUUUCUCCAGGGCAGACGCCAGCGCAGUCACUGAUGUCCCUUUUCAAAGGAUGCACGCUCCCCACCGGGCGCCGGAGGUGUUUUGCAGCCGCUCUGCCAGAGGCGCGGGUAGGGGGCACCCUACACCCAUCCCCAGAGUCCGCUGGGCACAGGCUGGGAAUCAGCCUCGCUGCUGUGCCCAGCUCCUCUCGGGCUGCGGGGGCUCUGGGACACAGAUUCCUGCGGGAUGGGUCCGGGGCGCAGCUGUGGGAGACCAAUUUAUUCCGCUGCUGGGGAAGGAUGAUGGAGAAGAGGAGGGGACAGUGCUUUCCUACAGGUUUACGGUGCAUAUCUCCAACAUCACAGGCAUUGUAGGUACAACAGUGAGCAAAACAAAACUAGCUCUUGUCCUCAUGGAACUUACUGUCUAGAAGGGAAGGCAGACACUAAGCUUCUAAUUGCCUGCAAUUGUGGUGUGAUUUGGCAUCAUGCACUUUGCCCAUCUUAUGGAGAAGACUGAGGCCUGUGGUUGGAAAGGGUGAGGGAGCAGCCUGCUAUCUUCAGAGAAUACAAUUUCAGCCCCAGGUUCUUCCUGUACCUCUGAUAUGGAGCUACCCUUCCUGGAUCGAAGCCGUCUGCCAAGUCAAUGGGCCUGAUGAUCAUCUGACUCUCCAAAUGCCAGAUUUUCCUCCUCCUUGCCUCAGGGAAGUGAAGGGCAGCCGAUAGCCCACCUGAGGAAUAAAAUAUGACUCCAA